GAAAUGUCAAACAAACAAAAUAGUGUACAGAAUUGAAUUGUGUGUAUGUAAUAUGUAUUAUGUAUCAAACACGGGUACGAAUAUACUUUAUGCUUAUUCGGUAAACUAAAGUCUUUCGUAUAUAACCAUAUUUAUAAAAGUAACCCAUGUAGUCACAGUUGUGCCGUGGUCGCACGAAGUUGUAGUCGGUCGAUAUUAAAGGAAGUGCAAUGAAUUCUGUUUGUUACAACGGGGGCAAUGAUAGACUUAUCCAUGAAGCAGAUCAACUUAUUUCUUACAUAGAGCGUGGAUCAACAGUCUUUAAAUUUUUUCCUCGGAAACGUCCCGAGCGUCGCACUUUAUUAGUGCGUCGCGAAACUCAUCAAGUUAUUUGGUGUAGAAAUGGAUCAACUCAAAGACAUGCUUACGAAGGAGCUUUAGAUAUUCGAGAAAUCAAAGAAGUGAGAGUAGGUAAAUUAUCUAAGGAUUUUGAAAGAUGGCCUGAGGAAGCCAAAAGGCUAGAAAGUUCCAAAUGCUUUACCAUUUAUUAUGGUACCGAGUUUAAAUUGCGGUCAGCAUCAUUUGCAGCCCAGACCGACAAAGAAGUUGAAGCUUGGAUCAAAGGCAUAAGGUUCCUUAUAGAGGAGGCGGUGAAUGCAUCUUAUCCAUUACAAAUUGAGAGGUGGUUGAGGAAAGAAUUUUAUGCAAUAGAAAACACUCAUGAAAAGAUUACGUUGAAAGAAGUAAAGGCAUUUUUGCCAAAAAUUAAUUGUAAAAUAUCGACAAGUAAACUUAGGGAUAUAUUUCAAGAAGUGGAUACCAAUAAGAAAGGGGAAAUUGGAUUUGAUGAUUUUUCUAUUCUCUACCACAAAUUAAUAUUUGAUGAGAAUAAUGUGCAUGAUAUUUUUGACAAGUAUUCAUUAUAUUGUGCUAAUGGCACAACAAUAACUCUCCACGAAUUCCAAAGAUUUCUGAUUAAGGAGCAGCACGAUAGGUUGGGUGAAGAUGAAGCAUCAACCUCUCAGUUUAUAAGAGAUUAUCUGCGUGAUCCUCAAAGGGAUAUAUAUGAACCGUAUUUCACACUUAACGAAUUCAUUGAAAUGCUGUUCUCCAAACAAAACACAAUAUGGGACAGUAGACAUGAUUAUGUAACUCAGGACAUGACAAGACCUUUAGCUCAUUAUUGGAUUUCGUCCUCACAUAAUACCUAUCUAACAGGUGAUCAGUUUUCGAGUGAAUCAUCUAUAGAAGCUUAUGUGCGUUGUCUAAGGUCGGGUUGUCGGUGCAUUGAGCUCGAUUGCUGGGACGGCCCAGAUGGAACACCAUUCAUUUAUCACGGCCAUACUUUAACAACUAAAAUUCGAUUCAUGGACGUAUUGCGCACAAUAAAAGAGCACGCGUUCGUUACUUCCGACUACCCGCUUAUACUGUCAAUAGAAGAUAACUGCUCCUUACCGCAACAGAGAAGAAUGGCUAACGCGUUUCAAGAUGUCUUUGGAGACAUGCUGAUCGUUCAGCCGUGUGAAAAAAAUGAGACGUGCCUGCCGUCGCCACACGAUUUGCGUAAGAAAAUCAUAUUGAAGCAUAAGAAGCUACCAGAAGGCGCUGAAGAAAAUUCGUUUGCGGUUCGCCAAGAGGAAGGGAAAGACCUGGAUCUAAGGAAUACAAUUAAAAAUGGGAUUCUGCUAUUGGAGGAUCCCGUUGAUAAAGAGUGGAAUCCACACGCGUUCGUGUUGACUGAGAAUAAGCUAUAUUAUACAGAACACUAUAGCACGCAAGGAGAGACGGAUAUAGAUAGUGACGGUGAACAAGAGGGGGAUACCACGAGUAUACCUCCUGAUGAAUUGCAUUUUGGAGAAUGCUGGUUCCACGGGAAGUUGGCUGGCAAUAGGCAAGAAGCAGAGGAUCUCCUGAGAUCUCACUCCCACUUGGGUGAUGGAACAUUCCUUGUAAGGGAAAGCGUUACCUUCGUAGGUGACUAUUGUCUAUCGUUUUGGCGUCAAGGAAAAGUCAACCACUGCCGUAUAAAAUUGAAGCAGGAGAGGGGUGUGACGAAAUAUUAUUUGAUUGAUACAGUGUGCUUUGACAGCUUAUAUAGCUUGAUCACGCAUUAUCGACAGCAUCCAUUGCGCAGCCAGGAGUUUUUAAUCACGUUAAAAGAGCCUGUACCACAGCCGAACAAACAUGAGGGCAAGGAGUGGUAUCACCCAUACUGUACUCGCGCUCAAGCGGAAGAAUUGUUGAGGAAGGCCAAUACGGAUGGGGCAUUUAUAGUGCGACCUAGCGAGAAGGAACAGGGAUCUUAUGCUAUUAGCUUCAGAUCUGAAAGGGAAAUAAAGCACUGUAGGAUAAAACAGGAAGGUAGAUUGUAUACUAUAGGCACAGUUAAGUUCGAAAGCCUUGUUGAGCUUAUAUCGUAUUACGAGAAACAUCCCCUAUAUAAGAAAGUCAGAUUGUGGUUCCCAAUCAGUGAAGACAUCGUGAGAAGAUUAAUUACGGAACCUGAUGAUAGCUCUGUUUACGGUACUCCAGGCUAUAUGGACCCGACAUCGUUCACAUCAAAGGUAACGGUGAAAGCUCUAUACGACUAUAGAGCGAGACAGGACGACGAAUUGUCGUUCUGCAAGCACGCAAUUAUCACGAACGUGGACAAACCGGACGAGGGCUGGUGGCGGGGGGACUACGGCGGGAAGAGACACCACUGGUUCCCCGCCAAUUAUGUGCAAGAGAUAGAGGUGCCGCACAUGCCCAGUAUUGCAUGUCUAGAAAACGAAUCAGCAGCAUUGGGCUCAUUGCAGAAAGGUGUGGUCGAUGUUUUGGGAGCGGUAGUGGAGUUAGUGGUGGGUGAGGAAAGUGGCUCGGCUCGUUGGAUCGUUCGCAUACAAAGCCCAUCCAUGUGCGCUCCCUUCGAUAUGGCUGCCCCAACCAGAGAGAAUGCUUUAGAAUGGCUCUCAGCCAUCAAAGAAGCGGCCCAUAGCGCUAGCGCAAGAUCCCUCCAGCACAGAAAAAUGGAGCGCACGUGGCGCAUCGCCAAAGAAAUGUCCGAUCUCAUUGUCUAUUGCCGUUCUGUCGCAUUCAACCAGGACAGAAUACGCACGAAGGGAUUCAUCUUCAAUGAGAUGUCUUCCUUCCCAGAGACGAAAGCCGAACGGCUCAUGUGCCAACAAGAAACAGCAUUCUUCAUGAAAUAUCACGCUGUCCAAAUGAGCCGCAUCUACCCCAAGGGACAAAGGAUCGACUCCUCGAAUUACAAUCCGAUAUCCUUCUGGAACGCCGGCUCGCAAAUGGUUGCGCUCAACUAUCAGACUCCAGACAAACCGAUGCAGAUCAAUAUGGGGAAGUUUAAAGAAAACGGUGGAUGCGGUUAUAUUUUAAAGCCCGAAUUCAUGUUCGACGAACAUUAUAACCCAUAUGAUAAGAAGAGUAUCGAGCACAAAUUGAAACCAAUAACAGUGCGACUGCGUGUGAUAGGAGCGAGGCAUCUGUGCAAGAUGGGUCGAGGCACAGCCAGUCCUUUCGUCGAAGUGGAGAUCAUUGGUGCAGAAUAUGAUAGCGGCGUUAAACUCGUCACGAAGACUGUUGCUGACAAUGGAAUAAAUCCAAUAUGGAACGACAUAUGCGAGUUCGAGGUUGAGAACCCAGAUUUAGCGUUGAUAAGGUUCUUGGUUCAGGACGAAGAUGUGUUUGGUGAUCCGAAUUUCAUUGGCCAAGCCGUAUAUCCGUUAAAGUGUCUCCGUACCGGCUAUCGCAGCGUUAUCCUUACAAAUGGCUAUUCAGAAGAGCUGGAGUUAUCAUCGCUUCUAAUUCAUAUAUCACUCUCCAACCCUUAGAGUAUUGUUAGAGCAUAAUUCGUUAGGCAAAUAAUAUUUUAUCUCCAGUUAUCUCGAUUAUUUUGAAUCUUAUCGUAUCGUUAUUAAGUAUGUAGUUGUUGCAGCUUGUUGUGGUUUGAUUAGUCCUUUAAGCGAUUGAUACUGUGCUCCUUAGACUGAUUUUAAAUGAUUAUGCAAUCGUAUUUAUGUAACAUUUCCGGCUGUUUCAUUAUUUGUUAUAUUAAGUCAAUGCAUAAUACUAUCUCAAACAUUUAAAUGUGUCUAUAUUAUUAUACUGUUAUUAGUAGAAAGAUCUAUUUGAGGGAUAAAUAAUUUUUAAAAUAUGGAGCUGGUUUAUUAAGUACGUAUUGUGAUGAAUAGGAAUAGGUAUAUAGUAUUUGUUUAUGGCUAUAAUAUUUUAAUAAAAUAAAUUGGUAUAUUUAUGUAUUCUCAAUAGAAUGUAAUUUGAUUAUUCGUAAUAAGUCUAUCGGAUGUCACGGUAUGUGAUUGGGGUAUUGAAAUAAUAUAUUUGUAGCCUAUUAUAAUCGUAAUGAGGUAUAUUCGUGAACAUACGUGUUUUGCCAUGUCUAUUCAGAUAUUGAGUUAUAUUAUUUCCAUAAAUAGCUAUUUGUGGAACGUAUUUAAUUUUUUCUCACAAUUUGCUAUUUUUAUUCUAUUCGAUUUAAUUAGGUAUAAUAUAUUAUUUAAAAAAUAAAAUUCCAAAAAUAUGACUGCAUUUAAAAACAUUUAACAAUAAUUUAAUCACAAUACAUCAUGUAGGAAACAGAAGGAUUCUUUGAACACUUCGUCAUAAUACUUGUUAUUAGAAAUAUUCAACUAUAAUUCUAUUUAUAUGCUUCCUACAUUUAAUACUGUAACAUUGAUUUAUUUAGCUUGUCCCUCUUGUCUUCGAAUUUGUGAGAUAAUUUUCAAAAUUGUUUGAGUAGUUUUUAGUUACAUCAAUCGCGAACAUAAUAAAUUAUAUGUUUUAUCUAUAGAAUAUUUACUGUAUAUAUAAAUUAUUUCUUAAUGCGUUCCUACUUGCAUGUCGAGGCUAAAACAUUAUAAAUUGCUAUCAACUAUUAUCUUCAUACAUAUAAUUUUGUUUUUUAACAUAUUUAUAACUAAGUCAUUUUCAUCGCAAAUUUAAUUUAAAAUAAAUAUUACUUAUCGAUACUACCAUUGAUUGUAUUUAUUAGAAUUGGAUUAAUACAUAAAUGUUAAAUAAGAACUUGUAUUCCAACUUAUAUGUAAUCAAAAUUUAAUCUUAAAAAUAUGGACUAUGUUGAGGUCAUUGUGAAGUAAAAUUUUUGCAUAAUAAAUUUUUAACGGUGCAUUUUAUUAGGUUCAGCUUAUGACAUUCAUCACGAAUUAGUUUUCUCAAUUAAUAUUUCAAAGACUUUCUAUGAUCUUAUUUUACAAAAUGCGUCAUAUCGAAUUCUGAGAGUUAUAAAUGCAUAAUGCAUUUAUUUUUCUAUCGGUGUAGUGAUAGAAGUUUGAGUGAAAUUUUUAUUUUUUUGUAUAUACAAUGUAUAAAAAGAUAAUAAUAGCGGUACUAUGUAAUAUUUGGGAUUCGGUAAGUGUGUAAGCCUAUAGGGCAAUAGAUAUAUAAUAUUUGCUGCAUUUUAAAGAUUUUAUAUCUAUAAACAAUGUAAACUACAAAACGUUAAUAUUAGUUGUUCUGCAUUACUGUAAGUCGCAUUGUUAAAUACUUUAUGAAUAAUUUAAAUAGUUUCUUAUCACUUGUUUAUUAGCAUUUGAAUGUAUUAUUGUAUACAAUAUCUGAAUUGUUAUAAAGCAUAAUAAAUUAUAUAUAAAAUAA
Zerene cesonia (dogface butterfly) is the source of this 5610-nucleotide messenger RNA. It is a transcript of the gene sl, whose product is annotated as 1-phosphatidylinositol 4,5-bisphosphate phosphodiesterase gamma-1. The coding region runs from base 210 to 3809 and encodes 1199 amino acids. The record is from RefSeq and is a predicted model, not a curated record. Lineage: Eukaryota; Metazoa; Arthropoda; Insecta; Lepidoptera; Pieridae. Gene Ontology annotation, biological process: positive regulation of epithelial cell migration; phospholipid catabolic process; phosphatidylinositol-mediated signaling. The transcript has 12 exons. Gene Ontology annotation, molecular function: calcium ion binding; phosphatidylinositol-4,5-bisphosphate phospholipase C activity; protein binding.